Molecule: messenger RNA, 1089 nt
Organism: Folsomia candida
Lineage: Eukaryota; Metazoa; Arthropoda; Collembola; Entomobryomorpha; Isotomidae
Gene: Sf3a2
Product: splicing factor 3A subunit 2
Exons: 4
Coding region: 195-959 (254 amino acids)
Biological process (GO): spliceosomal complex assembly
Cellular component (GO): U2 snRNP; U2-type prespliceosome; nucleus
Molecular function (GO): zinc ion binding; nucleic acid binding
Source: RefSeq, a predicted model, not a curated record
UUGAGAAAAGUGAGACUACAGAGUUCGUCUUAUGAUGCCUCGUUGGCCUGUUGGCAAGUUUAAAGUUGCGUCUGGUUUGUCGGUGUCUUCAGUUUUAAUCUUUGGAGAGAAGAAAGUUUUGAUAUUUUUACAAAAUAAUCCAACAAAAUAUUUUAAUUUUGAACAAUUUGACGAGUUAACAGAAGUGAAACACGAUGGAUUUUCAAAAUCGUGCCGGAGGAAAGACGGGCUCCGGAGGUGUUGCCUCCUGGUCAGAAACGAAUCGUGAUCGUCGUGAACGUCUUCGUCAAUUGGCGUUGGAAACAAUUGAUUUAGCGAAGGAUCCAUAUUUUAUGAAAAACCAUUUGGGGACCUAUGAAUGUAAACUUUGUCUCACUCUUCACAAUAACGAAGGAUCUUACCUGGCACACACACAAGGAAAAAAACAUCAGGCUAAUUUAGCUCGAAGGGCGGCGAAAGAGGCGAAAGAUGCUCCGUCGCAGCCCUCAUUGGAUAAACCGCGUGUUGAGCCGAAACGGUUUGUAAAAAUCGGGCGACCAGGAUACCGAGUGACGAAACAACGGGAUCCGGAAACCUCACAGCAAUCGUUACUAUUUCAAAUUGAUUAUCCCGAAAUUGCUGAUAAUAUUUAUCCACGACAUCGUUUCAUGUCUGCGUAUGAACAAAGGAUUGAACCACCAGACAGGAAAUGGCAAUACGUUCUCUUUGCUGCUGAACCAUAUGAAACGAUUGGGUUCAAAGUUCCAAGCAGGGAGGUGGACAAGAUGGAGACUAAAUUUUGGACACAUUGGAAUUCGGAUACGAAGCAAUUUUUCCUCCAAUGUACAUUUAAAUUAGAAAAUAAACAAAGGAUAAUUCCACCACCACCGCCGCCAUUAAUGGCACAAAAUAUCCCACCACCUCCUCCUCCCAGUGCGGGUGGGAAUAAAAUGCCGGCUCCUCCACCACCGAGGAAUUGAUCAGACUUUUUUCUUUAAUCGGCAGUGCGAGUUUAAAAAAAUAAACAAAUUGUUAUUAAUAAUAAUUUUGUAUUUAAACAAUUCUAUGAAUUGAUUAAUAUCCGUAAAUAAAAUAAAUUAAAACAAAAUA